Molecule: messenger RNA, 1888 nt
Organism: Oryzias melastigma (Indian medaka)
Lineage: Eukaryota; Metazoa; Chordata; Actinopteri; Beloniformes; Adrianichthyidae
Gene: ccdc51
Product: coiled-coil domain containing 51
Exons: 7
Coding region: 179-1444 (421 amino acids)
Source: RefSeq, a predicted model, not a curated record
CAGGACCCCGGAAAUAGAAACUCUCUGAAGUGCCUGAACAAAAACAAUAACGAGAAGCGACUCGUGUUCAUUGAUUAAUAGUUUGGAUAAGAAAAUGUUUCCAUCGAGGACAGAAAUGCUCUGACAGCACGUCAAAAGGGAGCCUGUUUUCCCGUGGAAGUGGCUGCUUCUCUUCUCCAUGAGGAGAACCCCGGCUUGUCUCUGGGCUCAUGGCUCGUGCCGUUUGUCCCGCCUCCCUGUUAGAACCGGUCCAGUCCGGACCUACAGUUCUCAGCAGCAGCCUGGACCUCCUUCGCCCUCAAGUCACCCUCCUGAGCAAAGAGGUGGAGCUGAGGCGGUGAAGGAGCGCGUCCUGUCUGCCUUCCAACAUGCGGACGGUCUGGGGCGACGGUGGGGUCAGAAGUCGGCUCAGGCGGCCACAGCCACCGUCAACCACUGGUGGGAACGGUACGAGGAGUUUGUGGGACUCAACGAGGUCCGAGACGCUCAGACCAAAGUGACGGAGGCUGAGGCUGCGUUCAUGGUGGCCAGGGGGAUCGUGCGGGAGGCGCAUGCCAGCCUAGAGGCCCUGCAGGGCCGGCUGAAGGAGGUCCGAGACCGGCUGGACAGAGUCUCCCGGGAGGAGGCUCACUACCUGGAACUGGCGACGCUGGAGCACAAGCUGCUGCAGGAGGAGCGUCGACUCCGGACGGCUUAUGAGAGCGCAGAGGGCUCGGAGAGGGAGAAGUUCUCCUUGUUUUCAGCAGCUGUCAGGGAGAGCCACGAGAAGGAGAGGACGAGGGCGGAGCGAACCAAGAACUGGUCCAUCAUCGGCUCGGUGCUGGGAGCGCUGAUCGGCGUCAUGGGAUCAACGUACAUCAACCGCGUUCGUCUGCAGGAGCUGAAGAACCUCCUCCUGGAGGCCCAGAAGGGUCCGGAGAGCCUGCAGGAGGCCCUGAAAGUCCAGGCUGGAAACCACCGCUCUCAGCAGGACGAGCUCCGCUCACUCAUCGACAGUCUGAGGGUCGCUCUGGCAGAUGUUUUCACGCGGCGGGACGGCAUUCCUCCACAGAGGUCGGGCUCCUCCGCAGGCCCUCCUGCCGCCCCUCCUUCCGCUUUGAGAGACCUCAGCGUCAGCAGCCAGAGGAGUCUGUCCCUGCUGGAGUCACUCCCCCCACAGCUCGCUCAGCUGGAGCGAGGCCUCGUUCGCGCUCAGAGCGACCUGUCUGCCGUCAGGAACCUCCUGGAAACCAGACCACACAUGGAACCGCGGACUGACGUUCAGGCUGCUGGUGUGCAGCUGCAGGGGGAGGAACAAAGGGAGGCAGUGGGGAGGAAUCUGGCGGAGACCCAGAGGAUGCUGGGAGAAAAGAUCAGGACCAAUACUUUCUAUAAUGCGGUGUUCACCUACACGGCGUCAGCCCUCACGGUCUCUGCCGUCUACCUGCUGCUCAGAGGAACAUGAGGUGAGCGCAGCAACACUGCAGGAUUAAUAAUCCAAGGAAUUAAAAUGGAAUUAUAAUCUGGAUGAAGUCGGUUUCUCUGAUGAAUCUUUGACUUCAUUACCUAAAGCUCCUCUUCCUGCUGUCUCUAAACAAAAACCUUGAUGGAAAUAUUUUUACAAAACUGAUCACAAGAUGAGGAUCUAUUGUAGGACUGGCGAACAUGAUCAAAUUAAUCUGUGUUUUAAAAUGAGUGCCUGGAUUAUCUGAUGAAACCUCCAGCCUUUUCAGCCAAUCAGCCGUUGACCUUUAUGGGACCAGACCUGCUGGUGACCUCCAGAGCAGAACGUGGAUUCAAAUAUGCGUUUAUGCAAACAGGAUGUAAAUGAGUCGCAGAGACAAGCCUCUGUUCAUGUUACUGGCACUGAUGAUGAUGAUGAUGAAUAAAGGAUUCUAUGGAAACGUCA